Aureobasidium subglaciale EXF-2481 is the source of this 629-nucleotide messenger RNA. RefSeq lists its product as uncharacterized. The coding region runs from base 103 to 513 and encodes 136 amino acids. The record is from RefSeq and is a predicted model, not a curated record. The transcript has a single exon. Lineage: Eukaryota; Fungi; Ascomycota; Dothideomycetes; Dothideales; Saccotheciaceae.
CUCUGGUGGAUCGAAGGCCCAGGAAGUGUGAGCGCUUCGCCGACAAUCAAGCCAUACUCGAGACGGCCAGAGAACGAGAUCGACAAAGCCAUCCGUAGGUGUAUGGCUGGUACUGGCAAAUGGGGCAAGACCUCCGAUUACAUAGUGAUGAGGUCGAUGAUUCCACAAAUUGCUCAGCAUCUUAAUGUCUUCUCAAUGAUUGGAAUCGCGCAUGGGGAUAUGAACGCGCACAAUUUUAUCGUGAAGGAGAGGCUGGAAUUGAAGGAGUAUGUUAAGGACAUUUGCCUUUGUUACCAAACAUACUUACAUCUUAGUGUCAUUGAUUGGGAUUGGACAUUCGAGGCACCUCUGCCCGCGGUGAUUCAAUAUCCUUGGUUCAUCGCCGACGUGCUAGGCUGGCAUAACGAUAGUGUGGAACCCGGAGAAACUUUUGAGUACGACAGAGACUAUCUUAUAGAAGCGCCUAAAGCCAAGGAAAAGGCAAUAAGCAGAGUUGAUACCGUAUCUGCUUAGCUUGUCCAAGCCCCAAGGCGGCAGACAUUCCAGUCAGCUAUCACUUAUAGGGAUAUACAUAAAGAGUAUGUCAUGUCAGAUCCGGUGUUUCUCUAAGCGAAGACUCAGGAAAUCAG